Nymphalis io (European peacock) is the source of this 1052-nucleotide messenger RNA. Its product is annotated as G patch domain and ankyrin repeat-containing protein 1 homolog. Lineage: Eukaryota; Metazoa; Arthropoda; Insecta; Lepidoptera; Nymphalidae. The transcript has a single exon. Bases 94 to 1026 code for a protein of 310 amino acids. Gene Ontology annotation, molecular function: protein binding; nucleic acid binding. The record is from RefSeq and is a predicted model, not a curated record.
UUGACAUAAUGUGAAUAACGGAUAAUAAUAAUAUUUACGUGUGUAUCUUUUUUCAUAUUGGUAUAUUUACUAUCAUCGACCAAUUUUAUUGUCAUGUACCACAAAGAAUACUGUAAUUUUGUGCGUCCCACAUCCGAAGAAACUGCUACAUCUGCAUUUUUUGCUACUUCAUUAAACGGAGAAACAGCGAGGAAACUUUAUUUAGAAGAAGUGGGUAACUGUAAUAAUCCACAAGAAUUCAAGUCCACUGUUACUAUUAAAUCUGAAUGUGAGAUUAAACGUAAAAGAAAAGGUGAUGAAAUCGAGUUAUCUAAUCUACAGUUGUUCCAUUGUGUGCAAAAUAAUGAUGUUGAUAAACUACGACAGAUUUUAGAUAGGUGCCCUGAUAAGAUAAACACAUUAGAUGAGUUCGGAUGGAGUUUGCUCAUGAUUGCAUGUCAGGCCAACUCAAUCGAAACUGUUGAGGAGCUUCUUAAACGUAAAAUAGACACAACAAUUAGAGACAAAGCAGGUAGAUCAGCGCAAAGUUUAGUAAUAAGGAACAAAAAUGUAGUACUUGCUGACAUACUUUUAAAACAUUGCAGACAAAUAACUUCACAUAAUGAUAAGAGUAAAGAUAUAAAAUCACAAAAUAAAAGUUUAAAAGAAAACUAUGUUUGUGAAAUUUGUGAUAAUCAAGUAUUUGACAAUAAAAUAGAACAUUUAAAAUCUACGAUACACAAUAUAAAUGCUAGUAAAGGAAAAAAAAUUCCAACAAAAUAUGUUAUACCUGAAUCUAAUAAGGGCUAUCAAAUAAUGUUGAAAGUAGGUUGGGAUAAAGAAGAUGGCUUAGGUCCAGAUGGUACUGGAAGAAAAUAUCCCAUCAAAGGUAUCCAAAAAAAAGAUAAAAAAGGCCUUGGACAUAAAAAUAAAAGAAACCAAACCCCAACUACAGAGACUGCAAGAGAAUUUAAUAAAAAGUUAGUCUUUAGAGAGUAUGACAAACAUAGAAGAAUGGAAAUUAACUUCAGAAGAGAAUUUUAUUAAAAAUAAAUUAAUGUAAUUUCUUAUAU